CCCCCGUGGGGCCACGGCGACGAGGGCGCGGCCAUCUUGCUUCUGAGCAAACACUGGGAACGCUUCCGGCCCUCCGUAGUUGCCGUAAGGCAGUGAGGAGGCCGAGAGAUGAGGCCGGAGCUGACCAACUUCUGGGAAGAAUCCCUGACACUGGAGGAUGUGGCUGUGGGCUUCACUCGGGAGGAGUGGCAGCUCCUGGGCCCUGCUCAGAAGGACCUGUACCGGGAUGUGAUGUUGGAGAACUACAGCAACCUGGUGGCAGUGGGGUAUCCAGCCAGCAAACCAGAUGCACUCUUGAAGUUGGAACGAGGAGAAGAACCUUGCUGCACAACAGAAGAUGAAAUCUACACUCAGAUCUGUUCUGAAAUCAGGAAAAUUGAUGAUCCUCUGCAGCAUCACUUGCAAAACCCAAGUAUUCAGAAGAGUGUGAAACAAUUUCAUGAACAGAAUAUGUUUGGAAAUGUUGUUAAUCAGAACGAAGGUCAUAUCCUGCUGAAGCAACAUCAUCAAACCUUUGACUUACAUGAAAAACCUUUAAAAUCAAAUUUAAGUUUUGAAAACCAGAAAAAGAGCUCUGGCCUAAAGAACUCUGCUGAGUUUAAUGGAGAUGGGAAAUCCCUUUUUCAUGCUAACCGUAAACAAUUUUAUAGUGAAAUGAAGUUUCCUGCAGUUGCAAAACCUAUUGAUAAGACCCAGGUGAUUAAGCAGCAGAGAACUCACAACGUAGAGAAAGCCCAUGUACGCCGUGAAUGUGGGAAAACCUCCCUCAAGUUGUCCCAGCGUAUUCAUCAUCAGACAGUUCACAAUGGAGAAAAAUCUCAUGGAUGCAGUAUGUGUGGGAAAGCUUUCUCCAGAAAAUCCAGGCUAAUGGACCAUCAGAUAACUCAUCCAGGAUUGAAGCAUGAUGAAUGCACCGAAUGUGACAAAACCUUCCUCAAGAAAUCACAGCUCAGUGUACAUCAGAAAACUCAUAUGGGAGAAAAACCUUAUACGUGUAGCGAAUGUGGGAAAGCCUUCAUCAAAAAGUGUCGGCUCAUUUAUCAUCAGCGAACCCACACAGGAGAGAAACCCCAUGGAUGCAGUGUAUGUGGGAAAGCCUUUUCUACAAAGUUCAGUCUCACUACGCAUCAGAAAACUCAUACAGGAGAAAAACCCUAUAUAUGUAGUGAAUGUGGAAAAGGCUUCAUUGAGAAGAGGCGUCUUAUCGCACAUCAUCGAACUCAUACUGGUGAGAAACCCUUUAUAUGCAUUAACUGUGGGAAAGGAUUCACUUUGAAAAACAGUCUUGUCACACAUCAGCAAACUCAUACAGAAGAGAAAUUGUAUACAUGCAGUGAAUGUAGAAAAAGCUUUUCAAUGAAGCACUGUCUCAUUGUACAUCAACGAACUCACACUGGAGAGAAACCUUAUAAAUGCAAUGAGUGUGGAAAGGGCUUCACCUUGAAAAGCCCACUCAUCAGACAUCAGCGAACACAUACUGGAGAGAAACCCUAUGUUUGCACCGAAUGUCAAAAAGGUUUUACCAUGAAGAGUGACCUCAUUGUACAUCAGCGAACUCACACUGCAGAGAAGCCAUAUAUAUGCAACGAUUGUGGAAAAGGCUUCACUGUGAAGAGCCGCCUUACUGUGCAUCAGCGAACUCAUACAGGAGAGAAACCCUAUGUAUGCGGUGAGUGUGGAAAGGGCUUUCCAGCAAAGAUCCGGCUAAUGGGACAUCAGCGAACUCAUACAGGAGAGAAACCUUAUGUAUGCAGUGAGUGUGGAAAAGGCUUCACGGAGAAGAGUCAUCUCAAUGUACAUCGGCGCACUCAUACAGGAGAGAAACCCUAUGUCUGCAGUGAAUGUGGCAAAGGCUUAACUGGGAAAAGCAUGCUCAUUGCACAUCAGCGAACUCAUACUGGGGAGAAACCUUAUAUAUGCAAUGAAUGUGGAAAGAGCUUCACCAUGAAGAGUACUCUCAGCAUACAUCAGCAAACUCAUACUGGAGAAAAGCCGUACAAAUGCAACGAAUGUGAAAAAACCUUCAGGAAGAAGACAUGCCUCAUACAGCAUCAGCGAUUUCACACAGGAAAGACUUCCUUUGCGUGUACUGAAUGUGGAAAAUUCUCUUUGCGCAAAAAUGAUCUCAUUACACAUCAGAGAAUUCACACGGGAGAGAAACCAUACAAAUGCAGUGACUGCGGGAAGGCCUUCACUACAAAGUCAGGGCUCAAUGUUCACUCAAGAAAACACACAGGAGAGAGGCCCUAUGGAUGUAGUGAGUGUGGGAAAGCUUUUGCCCACUUGUCUAUCCUUGUUAAACACAAGAGAAUUCACAGGUAGUCAUUUUUGGAAAGCCUCCUGCCAGAUGUAGGCCCUGAAGAUAUCUGCAAAGAAGAGUAAUUUCAUGAAUGCAGAGUGUUUGGUUGUUUAGUGAUCAAUUACCUCAUGUUUUGUGUCAGAAAAAACAUACAAAACAUUUGAGAAAAUAUUUUAGGACAUUAUGUCUAAAGAUUCUAUACUGAGAAAAAUCCUAUGAAUAUGGCAGACUAUGAAAGCCUUUGGUGGGAAGAUAAACCCUCUCAGAAAUGAUCAUCAUAGAUCAUGAAUAAACUACUAAUUGGUGGAAGUGUAAUAAUUAUGGGAAAGCCUUUGCCCAGAAAUAAAACCUCCGUAGAUUGAGAGAGUUCACACUGGAGAAGUGUUUUCCUCUGGCAGUGAACAUGGCAGGGUGUUCAGUAAAAUGUUUUGCCUCAUGUGCCGGGAAAUAAUGUAGAAAAAAACUUAUGAAAACAUUCAGUGUAGAAGACUUAUAGGAAAAUACCAGAGAACUUAAUGAAGGAAAGAAGUCUUCGCAAAAUGAUGGAUGAGAGCUUUCUGUCACAAUUCUGACACGGAGUUUCACUCUUGUUACCUAGGCUGGAGUGCAAUGGCGUGAUCUUGGCUCACCACAAUCUCCGCCUCCUGGGUUCAGGCAAUUCUCCUGCCUCAGCCUCCCGAGUAGCUGGGAUUACAGGCACGUGCCACCAUGCCCAGCUAAUUUUUUGUAUUUUUAGUAGAGACGGGAGUUUCACCAUGUUGACCAGGAUGGUCUCGAUCUCUUGACCUCGUGAUCCAGCCUCCUCAGCCUCCCAAAGUGCUGGGAUUACAGGCAUGAGCCACCGCGCCCAGCCCUCACAAUUCUUACCUUAACAGAUAAUAUGCCUCGUGCAUUUGGGAACAGGAUACCUUGAGCCAUAUAUCUAGUUGCCUUGUCACCGAUUUUAUACAUUUUAAAUUGUGACUUUCUCUAAUCAUGAACUAAAAUUAAAUCUUGUAUACAAUACAAGAGUAUUUUAUGCUCGCCUCAUUUUAUUAUAUGAUUAACUUCUGCAUUCCUUUGGUUCUAAGUGUGUUAUUUCAGAAUAAUCGAAGUACUUCGGCACGAAACUGGAUACAGUGUAUUCAGUUCAUAAGUGUAAUUGAACCUACUUGAAUGUGUUUAAGGUUUAAAUUAAUAUAAAUAAGAUGUUUUUGUAAGUUUUUAUUUUGAAAUAAGUUUAGAUUCACAGAAUCUUACCAAAAUAUUCCAGAGUUCUUGAAUGCCCUUAACCCAGCUUCUAACAAAGAUAACACCUUACUUAACGCGUAGUUCACGAUCAAAUACAGGAAAGGGAAAUUGUUACAAUACUCUUAACUACAGAAUUUAUUUGGAUCUCACCACUUUUAACAUGCCUGCAUUUUUGUUUGUUUUUUAUCUGUAGUUUUAAGAAAUCUUAUAUAUUGAUUCGUGUCACCCCGCCCACCCCUGAGAUUCAGAAUGUUGCAUGGGUGCAAACUCCUUCAUGCUACCUUUUCAUAGUCACAACCUCUCCUCAACCCUAACCCUCAGAAAUCAGAACUCUUUUCAUCUUUAGUUUUGUUAUUAGUGGAAUUUUCUAAAAAUGGAAUCAUACAGCAUGUACCCUUUUGGUAUUGGCUUUUUGACCUAAAGCAAAUAACCUCAGAUCCAUCCAAUUUGUUCUAUGUAUCAUAUAUUGUUUUAUUUUUAUGGGUGACUAAUAAUCUAUGAUAUGAAUAUACCACAAUUUGUUUAUUCACCCACUAAGGACAUUAGGGUUGUUUCUACUUUUUCUUACUUUUUUUUUUCUGAGAUGGAGUUUCACUCUCUUUGGAGUGCAGUGGUGCGAUCUCAGCUCACGCAACAUCCGCCUCCUGGGUUCAAGCGAUUCUCCUGCAUCAGGCUCCUGAGUAGCUGGGAUUACAGGUGCCCAUCACCAUACCUGGCUAAUUUUUUUUUUUUUUUUUUGUAUUUCUAGUAGAGGUGGGGUUUCACCAUGUUGGCCAGGCUGGUCUUAAACUCCUGACCUCAGAUGAUCCACCUGCCCCUGCCUCCCAAGGUGCUAGGAUUAUAGGCAAGAGCCAUCAUGCCCAGCCUUUCUGUUACAAAUAAAAAUCCUAUGAACAUUUGUGUACAAAGGCUUGGUGUGAGAACAAUUUUUCGUUUCUCAAGGAUAAUAACUGAAGACUGUGAUUCAUGGGCCAUAAGGUAAGUGUAUGUUUAUCUUUGUAAGAUGCUAACCAAGCAUUUCCAGAGUCGUGUUUCAUUCCUCACCAGCAAUACAUGAGAGGGUCCGUUUUUCUCCUCCUCCACUUGCUGCUUCACUAUGUUUCAUUUUUCCUAUUCUAUUACGUGUGCUUUGACAUGGAUAGACACAUACCAAUUGUAUGUUGCCUUGGUUUGCAAUUGUUUAAAGCCUUUAUUUAUUUAGAAAGACAAGGUCUCAUUGUAUCGCUCAGGCUGGAGUGCAGUGGCUAUGCACAGGCACCAACAUAGCACACUACAGUCUCGAACUCCUGGCCUUGACAAGUUUUCCUGUCCCAGCCUCUAGAGUAGCUGGGACUGCAGGCACAUGCCACUGUGCCCUGCUUAGAGAGUUGUUUAUUAAUGCUGGAUAAAGGUUGGAUACAGCUGGAUAACGGUUUUAUGUCACUUGCAAAUAUUUUUCUCUAGAUGUGGCUGUUUUGUUUUUUCUCAGAGAAAAAGAUUUUAAUUAUGAUGAAGUCCAGUUCGGAAGUUUGUUUUUCUUUUACGGAUUGCGAUUUUGGCAUUACAUCCAAGUAUUCCUUCCCUACUGUAAUUGAUGAUUUUUUUCUAUGUCCUUUUACAAAAUAAUGUCGUUUUGCUUUUAAUAUUUAGCGAUAUGAUCCAUUUAAAUUCAUCUUUGCAUAUAGGAUAAGGGUUGAAGUUCAGCCUAUGGUUGAUUCAACAGUAUUGAAAACACUGUCUGCUUUCCAUUAAAUUAAUUUUGAACAUUCGUAAAAAUCAUUUGUCUGUUCUUGUGUCCGUUUCUUGACUGUGUUCUGUUGAUGUGUGCUUCUUUUCACGCCUCUAAUAACACUGCUGGGUGCCAGCCUCAACCCUGUACGUGGGUGCCCUUAGUCCCGGCAGUGAUGUGGGACUCAAAAAAGAAAUAAAGACAAAGACAAGAGUCAAGGUUUCAAAAUAUGGAUCCAGGGGACCAACGCAAGCACGGGGCCCUGAGCUAUUGUGGGGUAAGAUGGGGGGAGUCGCGGGGAGGGGAGCUGUUUGUCUGCAGCAUUCAAUAGCACAUGUGGUUCUUCUAAGAAAUGCUAAGUGGCCAGGCGCAAUGGCUCACGCCUAUAAUCCCAGCACUUUGGGAGGCCGAGGCGGGUGGAUCACGAGGUCAAGAGUUCGAGACCAUCCUGGUCAAUAAGAUGAAACCCCGUCUCUACUAAAAAUACAAAAAUUAGCUGGGCAUGGUGGUGUGCGCCUGUAGUCCCAGCUACUCGGGAGGCUGAGGCAGGAGAAUUGCUUGAAGCCGGAAGGCAGAGGUUGCAAUGAGCCAAGAUCGUGCCAUUGCACUCCAGUCUGGGCAACAACAGUGAAACUCCAUCUCAAAAAAAAAAAAAAAAAGAGAAAAGAAAUAAGAUUUGAGUAGGUGUUGACUUUGCACCUUAUGACUCUGCUAAACUCACUUGUCUAGUUCUGUAGACUCCUUGAGAUUAUAUUUGUAUAAUUAUGCCUCCUAUGAAUAGGGGCAGUGAUAUUUCUGCUGUUCUAGUGUUUUCUUUUCCUUUUCUUCCUUUGUUCACUGGCUAGGGCUUCCACUUUAUUAAAUAGAAACAGUGAGAGUUGACAUCUUGGCCAUGAUUGCAAUUUUAGAGAAGUAUUCAGUCUUUUACUAUUAAAUACGUUAUAGAAUCUUUUGGACAUAUAUAUAUAUUUUUUUAACAAGGUUCAGGAAGUUCCUAUGUAAUCCUAAAAUUUUGGCUAUUAUCUCUUAAAAUAUUCCCUUCUGGCCUGGGUGCUGUGGCUCACGCCUGUAACCCUAACACUUGGGGAGGCUAAGACAGGAGGAUUGCUUGAUAUCAGGAGUUUGAGACCAGCCUCGGCAAAAUAGUGAGACUCCACCUCUAUUUUAAAAAUAGUACAUCUGAUUGAUGUCUUACAGGUAUUUAAAGCUUCAUUUUUUUUUUUCAAUUUUUUUGUCUUCUUUUCUUUCGGGUGGAUAAUUUCUUUUGCUCUCUAAGUUUACUCAACGUUUUUUCUGACAUAGCGAUCUGCUGGUUAUCUUAUCAUGUGAACUUUUCAUUGUUACUGUAUUUUUCAGCACCAACAUUUACAUUGGAUUUUUUAAACUAUAUUUUAAAUGUCUUUAUUGAGAUUUUUUGUUUAUUGGGUUAUUGCCAUAUUUUCUUUUAAACACUUAAAUAUGUUGAUAAUACUUUUCUUUAUGUUUUUAAAUAGAUUUAUCUUACUGGCUUUGAAGCUAUUGUCCACUCUUCUUCACUAGGACCCACUUGGAGUUAGUUUUAUUGACUGCUUUGUUUUCUGAGUAUUAGUGACUCUUUACGGUUUAUUUGCAAAUAUGUUAUUUUUGUUGCUGUUGAAACCUGAAUAUUUUACAUCUACAACUCCUUAUUCCUUUCACUACUAAAAUUCACAGUACAUUCAGUCAAACCUGAACAGGACUGAAACCUGCAGUGGUUUUGUCCACAUUGUGACUGUGGCUGCCUCAGUAACAUCUUGGCUUCUACAUACCUCAUCCAGCCAGUUGUCUUCAGUAUUUUCUGUGUAAGGGACCUUGGACUUCCUGUAAGAUGGCGAUUCCUGUGAUGCUCCUGCCAAAGGGCUCAAGAAUGCAGCCAUCUUUCCAUUUUGCUCCCUAGAUAGUUUCUGGCCUCUGAAAACCUCCCCAGUUAGGGCAGUGUUGGUGACAGUCUCUUGUAAGGAGGAAGGGAGGGCACUGAAGUUACCCAAAGACAUUUGCAUUUCUUCCCACCUGGCUGAGCAUAGCAACCCUUAUGGUCACUCCCAUCAGAAAUGACGCAAUAGGCUCUAUGAGGUAACAUAGCUCAUAGAGUGUUCAAACCCAGAACUUGGACUUAGGGAAAUGUCCCAUAUCCCUAGCCGGAAGCCAGCCUCCCAGCCUCUCCAAGUUCUUAAGAGUUGGUGAAGGAUGGGGUUGCAGCACCAGAAUUCCAGAGUCGGAAGUGGAUGCUGAUAUAUGUUCAGCCUUUGUUAACUGCUGCCGUAGUCUUGAGAGCCUGAUGCUGCGUGUGAAUCUGGAUGGGGAGCUUGUGGGGACCACGAAGUGGAAAUGCAUGUGAAUGUUCGUGUUCAGGAGUUGCAUUUCAGUUUAGUCACCGAGGAAUACGGGUGUGAGAAAGGGAGCCUUGGAUGUUGAAGGUUAAGGCUUAGUUUUUGUUUUUUUUUGUUUGUUUGUUUUUUGUUUUUGUUUUUGUUUUGAGACAGAGUUUCACUCUUGUUACCCAGGCUGGAGUGCAAUGGCGCGAUCUCGGCUCACCGCAACCUCAGCCUCCCGGGUUCAAGCAAUUCUCCUGCCUCAGGCUCCCGAGUAGCUGGGACUACAGGCGCGCACCACCAUGCCCAGCUAAUUUUUGUAUUUUUAGUAGAGACGGGUUUCACCUUGUUGACCAGGAUGGUCUCGAUCUCCUGACCUCGUGGUCCACCCGCCUCGGCCUCCCAAAGUGUUGGGAUUACAGGCGUGAGCCACUGCGCCAGGCCUUUUUUUUUUUUCUUUUAAGACGGAGUAUCGCUCUGUCGCCAGGCUGGAGUGCAGUGCGCGAUAUCAGCUCACUGCAAUAUUCGCCUCCCUCAUUCAACAGAUUCUGCUGCCUCAGCCUCCUAAGUACUGCACUCCAGCCUGGGCGUCAGAAUGAGACUCCGUCUCAAAAAUAAAAUAAAAUGAUUGUAAGUAUUUUUUCUUUCUUCACUCCUGAAUACUUGCUAUUUUUGUGUUCUUAGAAACCGCUUCCUGCAAGCUAUUUUCCGCCAGACGCUUUCCGUGGGUGUCCGCCUACCUGAUGUGUUGGCUUCUCCCUUUCUACCUGAUCUGUUACCUUUUUCAUCUUCAAUUCAUUCUCUGUGAUAUCUGCACCUGGUUGCACUCUUAGUGGUCCUUUUUAAAACCUUUAAAAAAAAUUAACAAAGAUAGCAAAGUAUUAAAAGUAAUUUAUCUCGCCCCAUAUUUGCCUGAUAAAGCUUGAGUCUCUGAAAAUCUGCCCCUUAUCGCAAGACUUGAAGUGCCAGGAAAUGAGGCGAUUUCAGACUGCUCAUCUUCCCAGGCUGCUGGGCUCAAAAACCUACCACUGACUUCUGUACGUCCGGUUUUCAAACAUGGCUGCCCCCAUGGAGCUACAGCAUUGGGCGCGGCCAUAUUACAGACUAGCAACUGCCGUAAAUCCGGUUGUUCUUGCUCUUUUAAACGUUAGGUUUUCAUCGGCCGCCGUAGGUGGACCAUAAACCUGUGCGAGGAGGCAAGUGGUAGAUGCAGUUUACGGAAGUGUAACGUCGAGGCCCUCCUUGUGGUUCUGGAGAAAAUAGAGGCUGGAGUGCAAUGGCGCGAUCUCGGCUCACUGCAACCUCUGCCUCCCGGGUUCAAGCGAUUCUCCUGCCUCAGCCUCCCGAGUAGCUGUGAUUACAGGCGCGAGCCACCACGCCCGGCUAAUUUUUGUAUUUUUAGUAGAGACGGGGUUUCACCACGUUGGCCAGGCUGGUCUGGAACCCCUGGACCUCAGGUGAUCCGCCUGCUUCGGCCUUCCAAAGUGCUGAGAUUACAGGGGAAACCCUCUAGAAAGACUGCUGUCACAUUUUAAUGCCUCUCUAGACCUGAUAAUUUAAAGGGAGUCACAUUCCUCAGAUAAAAGCAAGCACAUUGACUUUCAAACUGAAGUCCUUGUCCUCACAUGGUGUACAAAGACUUUCGAAGAAGUGUGUGAGCACCAUGAUUUAAAGGGAAACAAAGAGCAGCUCCUCUCCUGGCUGAUUAUCUCUUUUCUAAAACUAAUCUGCCCGAGAGUUCACCGACUCCUAAGGCAUGGUGCUGUGGCAGGUCUCAUUUCGCACAUGCCUCCACAGUCCUUCCAUGGAAACUGUCACAGAAGAAAGGCAUAGCUCCACCACAUUUAGAAUCCUAGAUGUUACUGGCCGGAGGAAUAAAAUCUUCUGGGGCUCCAAAUAAAGCCCACAGGUUCUGACCCCUCAGGAGCAAAGACAGCACCUGACAAGGGAGGACGCAGAUUUGGGACCCGCAUUUCCAGGGGCACCACUGAAGACUGACUUCGGAAGAGAGGUCCAGAAGACACAAAGACAGGCUGUCCCAGCUGAAUGCCAUUUUCCUGGAACAGAAGAAAAUGAUCCAGACCCAGGCAGGAUCUUGCCUGUUCCCCAGGCUGAAGUGCAGUGGCGCAAUCACAGCAUACUGCAGCCUUGUUGACCACCGUGUUCAAGAGAUCCUCUCACCUCACCCUGUGUUCAAGUGAUCCUCUCACCUCACCCUGUGUUCAAGUGAUCCUCUCACCUCACCCUGUGUUCAAGUGAUCCUCUCACCUAACCCUGUGUUCAAGUGAUCCUCUCACCUCACCCUGUGUUCAAGAGAUCCUCUCACCUCACCCUGUGUUCAAGAGAUCCUCUCACCUCACCCUGUGUUCAAGAGAUCCUCUCACCUCACCCUGUGUUCAAGUGAUCCUCUCACCUCACCCUCUAGAGUAGUUGGAACUAUAGGUGCACACCACUAUGCUAGACCAAUUUUUAAAUUUUUUUUGAGAGAUGGGGUCUUGGUAUAUGGCCCAGGCUGGUCUUGGACCACAAAUGAUCCUCCUCCCUUGGCUUCUCAUAGUGCUAGGAUUACAGACAUGAGCCACUGUGUGUGGCCUCAAUGUUUGAUUAAAACUUUGUUACAAAAUUA
Molecule: messenger RNA, 10193 nt
Organism: Callithrix jacchus (white-tufted-ear marmoset)
Lineage: Eukaryota; Metazoa; Chordata; Mammalia; Primates; Cebidae
Source: RefSeq, a predicted model, not a curated record